Aspergillus sclerotioniger CBS 115572 is the source of this 1234-nucleotide messenger RNA. RefSeq lists its product as uncharacterized. The coding region runs from base 1 to 1008 and encodes 335 amino acids. The transcript has 2 exons. The record is from RefSeq and is a predicted model, not a curated record. Lineage: Eukaryota; Fungi; Ascomycota; Eurotiomycetes; Eurotiales; Aspergillaceae.
AUGUCAGCCAGGCCCGCCCCACUCGGGAUUAGUCGGCGUUUACCGGGGUUAGCGGGUUCUCCGGGUUAUGGAACAGACCAGGACCAGCGUGACAUACCAAUUCCAACCACCAAUGUAACCAUUCCAAUAUCCCCUCUCCAACAACGGCACCGUGGCCGGUGUCCACUCCAUCCCCUAAUCAUCGGCCUCCACGGCGGAGGCUACGACCAUCAAUACUUCAACGCCACUCCCACCUACUCCGCCUCACGGCUCAGCACCGCCUUACAAGUCCCCUUCAUCUCCAUCGACCGUUCCUCCUACGGUAAAACCAAUUCCACCCCCCCCAUUCCCGAAACCUCCGACUUCUCCCAAGAAACCGGGCACUGGCUACACAAGUACAUUCUACCCAAGCUGUGGUCCGAAAUCGGCCUCCCCAACCAAUGCACCUGCAUUGUUCUCUGUCACAGCUUCGGCGUAAUGGGCGGCAUCGUGGCCGCUGCUCUACACGCAGAGGAGAAAACACCACUUUACGCUCUCGGUGGGCUGAUUGCAAGCGGGAUGUGGAAUACACAGGCCCCAUCUGCCAUGGAACGCAGUACGCUGUCUUAUGUGCCCAUUGAUGCCGAUCAUGUCAUGUUCGGUGUGGAUACUAAGGAUACGGUGAUGUUUAAACCGGGGACGGCUGCUCCGGAGAUUCUGGAUCAAUGUGAACAGUUGAAUGCGGCGUGUCCGGUGGCGGAGUUGAGGGGGUUUGCGGAGACGUGUUUGCCUAGUUGGAAGGAGAAGUGGGCGGCGCGGGUGACGGUCCCUGUUUUGUUUGCGCUGGUGGAAGAUGAUCCGUUUUUUGUGGCUACGGAGGAGGAACUUGGGAUUUGUGUUAAGGCGUUUAGGAAUAGUAAGAGGGUGGAUGGGAGUUUGGUGAGAGGUGCGCCGCAUUGUUUGGAGUUGAGUCUGUGUUUGAGGGGGUGGUAUGCUCGGUGUUUUGGGUUUGCGUUGGAGUGUGCGGCUGGUUUUGAGGGUUCGAAGUAGUGGAUGGGAUGGAGGGGGGUGAGCUUGAUAUUGUGGAAAAUAGAGAAGAAAGUGGGUUGUAUUUGUAGUAGAUGUGGUAAGUUUACAGUUGUUGUCUAUUCAGCUGGCAUGGAAGCUUUAUUGCCAUGUCGAACCUGAGUAAUUGCAUGCUCUCUCAACACAUACAGCCUUCCCCCAGAAGGCCUCUUUUCAUUGUUUCAAUGGCAACUCCAAGGGACACAUCGGU